AUGCUUGCUUUCUUCACCGUUUCCCUCAUUCCAGCUCUGGCUGCCGGUGCAUUAGUCGCUCGUGACAAUUCCACCACAGGUGGUGGCGCAGCCGGAAAUGCCGCAGCCAUUGCUAACGCUGCUGCCAAUCUACCAAAAUGUGCUGUCGCUUGCACAUUGAAAGUUGCCCCCCUUACCAAGUGCACUAACCCAGCCGACUUGGCCUGCUCUUGCACUGACCAAGACUUUGAAGCCCAAGUACUUGCCUGCUACAAAAAGGACUGUAACGCCACCGAACUUAACGCUACCGUCACCAUCGGAGCUGCUACUUGUGUAGCUGCUGGUCACCCUGUUGCUACCCCCGGUGUCACCAAUUCGACCGGAUCGUCAAACACCACAAGCUACGUCGGCACCGGCACUGGCACUGCUGCCCCCGCUCCUGGCGCCAACCCUCCUCCAACUUCUGACGCCAACACUCAAGUUCCCGUCUUUGGUGUUGCUCUCUUCAGCGCCGCAUUCUACGCGCUUGUUUCUUCUACCCUCGCUUAA
Messenger RNA from Melampsora larici-populina 98AG31, 528 nucleotides. RefSeq lists its product as uncharacterized. The coding region runs from base 1 to 528 and encodes 175 amino acids. The transcript has 7 exons. Lineage: Eukaryota; Fungi; Basidiomycota; Pucciniomycetes; Pucciniales; Melampsoraceae. The record is from RefSeq and is a predicted model, not a curated record.